AUGACACCAAUAAUGCAAAUUUUGGAACUGACGCAGAGAAUUCUAACUUCUCGAAAAAUAUUAAAGCAGCAUUUGGAAUCAUUUUUCCACCAUUUUCACAAAGAUAAAAUUGUUUAUAAAACGGAUUAUGAUGGAAACCCAGAUUCAGCCAAUUGGGUUGAUGUUAGUGAAGCUAGAGGUGCCUACUCAAUAAGUUCCGGGAAACUAAAGGCUAUAUUGCACAAACCUGUGGGAGAUCAGCAUAGAGCGAAAGACGAAGAUGGUCCUUACAAUAAAAAUUUAGGAAAAGGUCUCUCUAUGAAUAGCACUUAUAUGAUGCUAUAUGGUACAGUUAGCGUCGAAAUGAAGGCCUGUGGUGUUGGUGGUGUUGUUACAGCUUUAUGUACAAUGUCCAAAGAAGGUGACGAAAUCGAUUGGGAAACCGUAGGAAAAGACAUAAAACAUGCCCAAACGGACUUUUUUUACCGAGGUUUUCACAAAACUGGAGUUGAUGGUGUCUUUCAUUCGUUUCCUGAUGGUGGGACUAUUGACUCUGACUUUCACACAUACACGAUAAAUUGGGGUCCAAAAAAAAUUAAAUGGUUAAUUGAUGGUAUUACAGUUCGUACCUUGGAAAGAUCUUCUACAUUCGAAGAUGGUAUAUAUAAAUAUCCAAGUAAACCUUCAUAUAUUACAUUGAGUCUCUGGGAUGGUAGUGGGGGUAAUGGAACGGCUCAGUGGUCUAAUGGCCCUAUCAAUUGGAAGAAAAGUCCUAACAUUCCUCCGGGUGUAAAAAUUCUCCAACCUAAAGCGGGUGCCAAAUUUAAUCAAGGUCAGCAUGAAAUUGUCGUGGAAUUUGAAACGGACGGAAUCAUUCAAAAUUUCACUAGCACUCAGCUUAACUUAGGAUUUGUAGGAAUUAAACAACGAUUUGCAGCCAAUCUUAUCUUUCCAAACAACAAAAAUAAUACAUUCAAAUACACUUAUACAUUACUCGACUCUCUUACUACAUAUGUUAGUUAUGCUUGUUUGAUAUUAUAUACAAAUAAUACUGGAAACGCUGAUAGUGCUGUCUCAGCGACAUUUCCAAUUGGACAAGUUAACGGCAAUGUCAUCAUCAAUAACCCAUCUAAUGCCGAAUAUAAAGUUGGUGCUAACAUUUUUAUGUAUAUUCAUAACCAAACUACGAAUGACAUUGUCGCCUUUGCAUCAAAUGCAUUUACUGUUUCUGAUCUUUCUGAUAAUUCUAAUCAUUCUGAUAAUUAA
Molecule: messenger RNA, 1245 nt
Organism: Cetraspora pellucida
Lineage: Eukaryota; Fungi; Glomeromycota; Glomeromycetes; Diversisporales; Gigasporaceae
Source: the annotation of a GenBank genome assembly